AUGGCUCAAGCACCACCCACACCUCCUCCCAUGAGCGCAACAGAGCUUCGUGACGAAGCUCGAGAUUCCAUCAUUGCUUCCUCGACGGGAUCCUCUGAUCCCACCACAUCACCUAAUAGCUCAGGCAGCCUGGAACCUUCCCCACAAUUCUCCGCUGUCCAAGAUAUAUACCAGCAAGUUUUUCCCCAGUUAUCUGAUCUGGCAGAGCAAAGGAACUUCAUUGGCAUCACUAAUAUCGCUGAACAUCAUGACUUAAAUGGUUCAAAUGACAAAAGUCACUCCAGACUGCUUUUGAUUUCCCCCUUGGUCCUGUCUUAUAUGGUGCUGGAUGACUUAACACCUGCUCAACAUGCCCUUGCACGGUUACCUGAAAAUGUGUCCUCGCAUCCCCUGUCACAUGCACUCGCAGCACUCUUAGCAUCCGCUUUAGAACGAAAGUAUGAAAAUACUUACGCCCGGGCUCAAGAACUGUUCAAGAUGUCGCAGCAAAGUGACUUCCCAGAUCCAAGGCUGGGAAAAACUGUUGGUCUGCUGGUUAACGACUUCCUUGAUGCGUUCCGCAAGAACACCUUCACGCUUGUUUCGCGAGCAUUCGCGUGCCUCCAUGUUACGGAAGCUCAGAAAUUACUUGGACUGGGACAAAAGGAGGUACUUGCCAUUGCAAACAACAACCACUGGCAGUUCGACGCCACCACUGGUAUAUUGCGACCCUCUAAUGCUUCUCUUCCUGCUCUCGUUGCUACGAAACCUGUACUACCGUCCUCAGUGAUGACGUUCGAUCUCGUUGUGAACAGUGUUACAACCUCAGAAGUAUGUUGA
Suillus discolor is the source of this 819-nucleotide messenger RNA. RefSeq lists its product as uncharacterized. Bases 1 to 819 code for a protein of 272 amino acids. The transcript is spliced from 6 exons. Lineage: Eukaryota; Fungi; Basidiomycota; Agaricomycetes; Boletales; Suillaceae. The record is from RefSeq and is a predicted model, not a curated record.